AUGUCAAUAUCAACUACCUUAAAUCUACCAUAUACUUUUAAAAUUGAUCCAAAAGUAACUAAAAAUUCAGUACAAACUUAUUAUGAAACUUCUAUUGGAUUAUGGAGAAAUCAUUUUAAUGAAACAAAUGGGGAGACAUAUAAUAUAAUGGAUAAUUUAACUGUUUUACAAGCAAAAUGUAAUCAAUUAAACCAAUUAUCAAAUAAUAGAAAUAAUCACAUUGAAUUAAUAAAUCCACUGAUGCAAAAUCAAAUGAUCAAUAUUAUAAUAAAUGGUGAUUCACAAUAUCAAACUGAUAUCAAAUCUCAAAUUUUAUACAAUUUCAACUCAAUUAUUUCCAAAACAAUAACAAUUGAUAAUUCUGAGUUUUUAUUAAUAAAUGAGAAAUUUAUAAAUCAAAUGAAUAAAUUAUGUGAAAGAUACCAAGUUGAAGUUAUUUUAAAUAAUGAUAAAUUAUCAUUUGAUAACACAACUAAAUCGGAAAUUGCUUAUUCAUUACAUAUGAUUGGAAAUCAAGAUAAUGUUACAAUUUCUGAAACAUCAUUAAAAAUAUUGAUUGAUCUGUAUUUAUCUAACUACAACAUUGAUUCAUUUCAAAUUCCAUUGAGUUUAAUUCCGUUAAUUGGUGGAACAAAUUUAAAUAAUUUUAAAAAAAUUGCAAAACAAACAAAUUCAAUUAUUUAUAUACCUGAUUUAUUACCAAAUUUAUAUAAUUCUGAAAUUUUAACCAAUAAUUAUGAUAUGUCAAUUUGGAUAACUUCAAAAAAUUUAAUUGAUUUACUGUUAACUAAAACAAUAUUGGAAAAAUUAAAUAACAAUAAAGUUUCAUUAAUUACUAAAAAAAUUACAAUGAAUCAAUCUAAAAUUGAUUUAAUUAUAAUGAAUAAUCAAAAAGAACUUAUCAAUUUAAUGUUGAAACAUGGUACUUUCAUGCAGUUUCCAAGUUUAGGUGAAUCAAAUAACUCAACUAUCAUAGUUCAAGGUAGUAAAGUUGAAACAAUUGACGAAUGUAUAACUGAAUUAUGUUUAAUUGCGGCUCAGUAUUAUACAAUCACUGGAAUAACAACUCAUCAACAAGAAAUUAUUCAAAUGUGUCAAUAUACUAAAACCUGUACUGUUACCACUAAAGACACUUCAUUCAAAAUUAUUGGUCAUAAUAAGGAAAUUAAACAAUUACUUAACAAACUUGCACAAUUUUCAACAAAUUUAAAUAUACAAUUAGAAUUAACUAAUGAUCAAAAAGAAUUUAUAAGUGGUAAAAAAAAUGGUAAAUUAAUAAAAAUUUUAAAUCAAUUGAAUAAUAUUCCAACAAUUUAUUUCACUCCUUAUAAUGAAUUUAGUUUUAAUAUUGAUAUAAAUACCUCAUCAACUUAUAUUUUACCACAAGCUAUUGAAUUAAUAGAAUUGGAAUUACCAUCAGAAUUAAAAUUUAACAUUCCUGAAGUAUUCCAUAAAUCUAUAAUUGGUAAUGGAGGUUCAAUGAUUCAAUCAAUAAUGAAAAAAUACAAUGUAUUUAUUAAACUUUCAUCAAUCACUGCUGAUGUUUCAUCAAAUUUAAAUUUUUGUUUCCAAAGAAAUUCAAAUGUAUUGAUAAAAUGUCCAAGAAAAAAUAUGUCAAAUAUUCCAUUAGUCAAAAAUGAAAUUGAUAAUUUAGUUUCAAAAUAUUGUAUUAACGAGGUACAACAACAAAAUGUUACUUUAUACUACAACAUCAAGUUUCAAAUUUUAAAAAAUCAAUAUUUAUCAUUACUUAGCAAUAACAAAUUAAAUUUAAUUAAUAAUUUAGAAUCUGAAUAUAAUUCAUUUAUAGAUUUCCCAAAUUCAAUUGAUAAUUUUGAUUCAAAUGUUUUAGAGUUCAACAUUAAAGGAUCAGAAUUGAAAAUUAAAAAUUGUGCAAAAGCAUUACAAGAUUUAUUACCACAAUGUUAUGAAUUCAAAUUCACUUCAAGUUUCAACAAAUUUAAUGAAGUAUUUGGUAUUAAUAAUCAAGAAGAUUUUAAAAAUCAUAUUUUAAUACCAUUUAAAUUAUUAUUAGGCUACGAUUUAAUAGUCAAUGAACAUCCAAUUGACAGUGGUUUAUCAUAUCAUCAAAUUAUAUUAUCCUAUUACGACAAUGAACCGAUCACAAAAUUAAAUAACGCAAUUGAAUCAUUAACUUAUUGGUUAAGAAACAAAGGGUUUUCAGUAAUAGAAAUGUCAAACUACAUAUUCAAUUCAAUUUUAAACACAUCAUUAUCAUCACCAAUUAAAAUCCAAAGAUUUACAUCAAAUUUAAAUCAACAAUCAAUGCCAUUACAAUUAAUCACAAAUUUGAACAACGGAUCUCCUAUAAAAAACCAAGUCAAUUUAGAAAGUUGUGGUUCAAAUUCAGCAACAAAACAUUAUAUCGUAUCACCAUCAAGACAACAAUUGAUGAUGUCUUCUCCAAUUAAAAAUUACCAACAAUCAUAUUAUUCUAAUGUAUCACAACCUUCAUCCCCACAAAAACAAUUUUAUUACAAUUCUUCUUCACCAAGUACUGUUGAUCAGUCAUUUUUUAAUUCACCUUCAAAAUAUCAUCAUCAUCACUAUUACCAAAACCAACAACAAUUUUUAAAUUCUCCUGUUAAAUUAAAACCUUUUGAUUAUAAUCAACAAGGAGUUAAUAAUUUUGUUUAUAAUGUUUAA
Messenger RNA from Lodderomyces jiufengensis, 2667 nucleotides. RefSeq lists its product as uncharacterized. NCBI's taxonomy places the organism in Eukaryota, Fungi, Ascomycota, Pichiomycetes, Serinales, Debaryomycetaceae. The record is from RefSeq and is a predicted model, not a curated record. The coding region runs from base 1 to 2667 and encodes 888 amino acids. The transcript has a single exon. Gene Ontology annotation, molecular function: RNA binding.